Hordeum vulgare subsp. vulgare (domesticated barley) is the source of this 2307-nucleotide messenger RNA. Its product is annotated as pentatricopeptide repeat-containing protein At4g33990. The transcript has a single exon. The record is from RefSeq and is a predicted model, not a curated record. Bases 41 to 2281 code for a protein of 746 amino acids. Gene Ontology annotation, molecular function: RNA binding; zinc ion binding; protein binding. Gene Ontology annotation, biological process: RNA modification. Lineage: Eukaryota; Viridiplantae; Streptophyta; Magnoliopsida; Poales; Poaceae.
CAGCGCCGCGCGCGCGGCCGCCCCCGGAACACCAACACCAAUGCCAGCGCCGGCGUUGCCGCGUGGCGUCCAGGCGGUGCUGGUCACCUCCGGCCAACUCCGCAACCUCGACCCGCAGCUCCAGGUGCCGCCGCUCCUCCUCGCCAACACCCUCAUCGCCGCCUUCUCCCGCGCCGCCCUCCCUCGCCUCGCCCUCCCGCUCCUCCGCCACAUCCUGCGCCGCGCGCACCCCUUCCGCCCCGACGCCUUCACCUUCCCGCCGCUCGUCCGCGCGGCUCCGGGCCACGCCUCCGCCGCGCAGCUCCACGCCUGCGCGCUCCGGCUCGGCCUCCUCCGCCCGUGCGUCUUCGCGUCCGGCUCCCUCGUGCACGCCUACCUCCGCUUCGGCCGCGUCUCGGAGGCCUACAGGGUGUUCGACGAAAUGCCCGAGCGGGACCUGCCCGCGUGGAAUGCGAUGCUGUCCGGGCUGUGCCGCAACGCCCGCGCGGCCGAGGCGGUGCGCCUGUUCGGGCGGAUGGCGGGGGAGGGCGUCGCCGGCGACACGGUGACCGUCUCGAGCGUGCUGCCGAUGUGCGCGCUGCUGGGGGACUGGGUGCUUGCGCUGGUCAUGCACGUGUACGCGGUGAAGCACGGGCUGGACAAGGAGCUCUUCGUGUGCAAUGCGAUGGUCGAUGUGUAUGGAAAGCUCGGGAUGCUGGACGAGGCUCGGCGGGUGUUUGAUGGAAUGGAGCGCCGCGAUCUGGUGACGUGGAAUUCGAUCAUCUCAGGGUAUGAGCAGGGUGGGCAGGUCGCUGCUGCGGUCAAGAUGCUUCGUGGUAUGAGGGACAGCGGGAUUUCCCCUGACGUGCUGACACUUGUGAGUUUGGCGUCUGCUGUCGCACAGUGUGGAGAUGAGCGUGGUGGGAAGUCAGUGCACUGUCAUGUGACGAGGCGGGGGUGGGAUGUGGGUGACAUAAUUGCAGGAAAUGCUAUGGUUGAUAUGUAUGCCAAGCUAUCAAAGAUUGAGGCCGCCCAGAGGAUGUUUGAUAUCAUGCCAGUUCGGGAUGCCGUGUCCUGGAACACCUUGAUCACGGGGUAUAUGCAGAAUGGACUUGCCAACGAGGCAAUUGAGGCAUAUAGUCAUAUGCAGAAGCAUGAGGGUCUGAAGCCUAUUCAAGGGACAAUUGUCAGUGUUUUGCCUGCAUACUCACAACUUGGUGCCUUGCAGCAGGGCAUGCGAAUGCAUGCUCUGUCUGUUAAGACUGGAUUCAAUCUGGAUGUGUAUGUUGGAACUUGUAUGGUAGACUUGUAUGCUAAAUGUGGGAAGCUGGCGGACGCAAUGCUUUUCUUCGAAAAAAUGCAUAAAAGGAGUACAGGUCCCUGGAAUGCCAUCAUGGCUGGCCUUGGAGUUCAUGGGCAUGCCGAUAAGGCUCUCAGUGUCUUCUCACGAAUGCAGCACGAAGGAAUUAAUCCUGACCAUGUCACAUUUGUUUCACUGUUGGCUGCCUGUAGUCAUGCUGGCUUAGUUGACCAAGGCCGGAGUUUCUUUGAUAUGAUGCAUAUAACAUAUGGCAUUAUCCCCAUUGCAAAACAUUAUGCGUGCAUGGUAGAUAUGCUUGGCAGAGCUGGUCAGCUACAGGAGGCUUUUGAUUUCAUACACAGCAUGCCAAUUAAACCUGAUCCUGCUGUUUGGGGCGCUCUGCUUGGUGCUUGCAGGAUUCAUGGGAAUGUUGAAAUGGGCAAAGUGGCUUCACAAAACCUAUUUGAACUUGAUCCAGAGAAUGUUGGAUAUUAUGUUCUGAUGUCAAACAUGUAUGCAAAGGUUGGGAAAUGGGAUGGAGUUGACGAAGUGAGGUCUUUGGUCAGACACCAAAAUUUGCAGAAAACCCCUGGAUGGAGUUCAAUAGAGGUGAAAAGAUCAGUGAAUGUAUUUUACAGUGGCAACCAGACAGAACCCCACCCUCAACAUGAAGAGAUCCAGGCAGAGCUGCAGAAUCUGUUGGCCAAGAUGAGAACUAUAGGUUAUGUUCCUGACUACAGUUUUGUCCUACAAGAUGUAGAAGAGGAUGAAAAGCAACACAUCUUGAAUAAUCAUAGUGAGAGAUUAGCUAUUGCCUUUGGCAUCAUAAAUACCCCUUCAGGAACUCCGCUCCAUAUUUACAAGAAUUUGCGCGUUUGUGGGGAUUGCCACAAUGCCACCAAAUAUAUAUCAAAAAUAACUGACAGAGAGAUCAUUGUCCGGGAUUCAAAUCGGUUCCACCACUUUAAACAUGGGCAUUGUUCUUGUGGGGAUUUUUGGUAAAAUGCAAUAAUAAUAUUUUUAGUCUA